Molecule: messenger RNA, 5272 nt
Organism: Leptopilina heterotoma
Lineage: Eukaryota; Metazoa; Arthropoda; Insecta; Hymenoptera; Figitidae
Product: cadherin-23-like
Exons: 31
Coding region: 199-5184 (1661 amino acids)
Biological process (GO): homophilic cell-cell adhesion
Cellular component (GO): plasma membrane
Molecular function (GO): calcium ion binding
Source: RefSeq, a predicted model, not a curated record
UUCAUCAAAUAGCUAGGACAAAUUGUUGAAUAUGAAUAAGAAAUAUAUUUGUAGUGAUUGUCAAAUUGCCAGCAGUGUUUAAUAAUAUAAAAAAAGAAAAACAAAUAUGGUGAAAAAUAUUGGUGCAUUUUUUUUAUUUAUAAAAAUAAAUAUUACAAAAAUAGUAAAAUAACUCGGUUUUUAAUUUCAAAAAGCAAAAUGCGUAGGCGAAAUUUUAGUGAAUUUUUGUUAGUUUGCAAUUUUCUGUUUGUGACUAUAAAUUGUCAGGAAUGGCCAUCGCCUGGUUUCAAAGAACCUCCAACAGACAAGGAAAUUAUUUCUUGGGAAUAUUUGAAGGAGGCUAAUAUGGCUGUGAUCGGAUUAAAUGAAGAAGCCGAUCAUAAUGUAACAAUUGCUGUAUUUAAUUACGAAGGAACCGAAGAACCACAGAUAAAUAAAUUUGAAAAUAGUGUUGAGAAUAAUGAAAAUCUUGGAGCUGAAUUUGUGAAAAAUAAUAAUGGAAUUUGGGAAAUAGUGAUCACUAAGAAACAAGAUUACGAAACACAAGUGAUGAGAUCAUACACAAUGACAGUGAUAAUUCCAUUGAUAGCAAACAGUUAUAAAGUAAGAAUAGUUGUGAUCAAUAUCGAUGACAAUGCACCUGUUAUUCAAGCGAAUGAGAAGCAGUGUUCGAUCGAGGAAAAUUAUGUGGGACUGUCAAGUUGUACUUUUACAAUUACUGACGUCGAUGGUUGGAUUGAUUCUACUACUUUCACUCUUACAUCCACACCAACCAGUGGAGUCGAAAAUUUUGCAAUGGUACCAGGAAAUAUCUUGAGUAACUAUAAAAUGAAUGCAAUUUUAAAUACAAUGAAAAGUUUGGAUUUCGAAACAAUAUCGGUUUAUACUCUUGGCAUUAUUGCAAAGGAUAGAGGAAAUAAUACAAGUAAUAAUUUAAUAACAGUGGUAAAAGUUAUAGAUCUUCCUGAUAUGCCACCAAUGUGGACCAAUCUCAUUGCGGCAAAAACCAUUUUUGAAAAAUCCAUUAACAAUUUCCAAGUAACAGCGAUUGACGGCGAUCACGAAAUUAAUGCAGCAAUUAAUUACAGAAUUGUAAAUUUAGAGUCAAAGCACGAUUUUUUUCAAGUAAAAAAAGAAACGGGGGAAAUUACAAUAAAGGAAAUCGAUCGUGAUGCUUUGAAACAAGAAAUUUUUAAAUUUAUUAUUAUAGCCUAUGAAGUUGACGACACUGAAUCGUCAAUUAAUAGUACCAUUGUAAUUGUAGUCAACGAUAUUAAUGAUCAUAGUCCUGAAAUAAAACCCUCGAUUCUUGCAAUUAAUAUUCUUGAGGAGACUUACAUGAAUCUUGAAUUUAACGAGACUAUUACAAUUGAGGAUCCCGAUCUUGCUGAAAAUGCUCAAUUCGAUGUGAAAUUGGAAAACGAAGGUGAUGUCAAUUGGAAAUCGGCGUUUAUAAUAAUUCCAAAUAGUGCUUAUCAGUUGGGAACAUUCACCAUUUCUGUUGUUAAUGCAUCGCUUUUGGAUUAUGAGGACGAGAAAUGGAGGAAUAUGAAAUUAAAAAUUGUAGCAACCGAGCGAGCAGAUGCAUCACACGUGGGAACAAGGGAUAUUGUAAUUAAUCUCAUAAACUGGAAUGACGAGUUACCGAUUUUUCAGAACGAUAAUGUGACAAUUAGCAUUAAAGAAGAUGUGGAACUUGACUAUUCUGUUGCCACUGUUUUUGCAAAGGAUCGAGAUUUCGAUGACAGUGUUACACAUUCGUUGGUGUCUAAUCGUGGGCUGAAAAUCAAUUCAGUAACUGGAGAAAUUAGUACCACUGAAAAAAAAUCUUUCGACUAUGAAGCAAUGCCAAUUGUACAUGUUCAAGUGGUGGCAACUGAUAAUGCAAAUCACAAAACUUUUGCUAGUUUGACGAUAAAUAUUAUUGACGUUAAUGAUAAGCAACCGUCAUUAUUUUUGCCUCAGGAGAAACCGUCACUACAAGAAGAAGUUUCCUUUGGGACGAAAGUGAUAACGAGUAUUUAUGCAAAAGACUUGGACACAGAGGCUGAGCUCAAAUUCAGUAUUGACUGGAAUUCAUCAACAGCUCAAAGAAGCAAUUCACUUGUCGAUGACAGAAAACUCUUUGAAAAGUGUUUGACUAUUGAAACAAAUUAUCGAAAUGGCAAGAAAGGAGAAGCUGAUGCUCAGCUAGUUGUCAAUGGUAGAAUCGACUACGAGGCAUUUGACACUCUAUUUUUGACGAUAGUUGUCACUGAUUUAACUACAGUACAUAACGCUGAUUUUAAUUCAGCGUCAUUAACUUUAUUAAUCACCGACAUAAACGACAAUGCACCAGAAUUUGGUGAAGUCGCUGAAAUGAAAAUUCAAGAAAAUCAAAAAUCGAAUAUUUUCAUUGGCAGAAUUACUGCCUAUGAUAUCGAUGGUCCCGGUAAUAAUGAUGUCACAUAUUCGCUGAAACCUGUUAAUGGCACAGCAGAUAAAUUGGUCCAGAUUGAUCCAAAAAAGGGUGACAUCAAAGUAGACAAAGAUGGUGCGAUUGAUGCUGAAAUUUAUGAAUUUUUAUCUUAUCAUGUCACUGCAACUGAUGGACUGCACAAUACAGUAUUGCCGAUUCAAAUUUACGUGAUUGAUGAAAACGAUGAAUAUCCUGCAGCUCUUGCUGAAAAAUUUCCAUCAGAAGUUCACAUUAAGGAAAGAUCAAAAACUGGCACAAAAAUUGUUCAAGUUUUCGCUCUCGACAAAGACAGAACAUCACCAUUCAAUAAUGUUUCUUAUUUAAUAAACUCGGACUAUCCUCAAUUAUUCCAAUACUUCAGUAUCGAUAAAUUCAAUGGCUGGCUGGAAGUUAAUUUAAUUGACGAUGCAAUUCUUGAUAGAGAUCGAGGACCAUCGAGUUAUACGGUUUAUUUGAAACUAAGAGAUAAUUUUAUCGAAGAACUAAGCUACAAUUCCAAUCUAAAUACAACAAUAGUAACUGUUGUACUUGAGGAUAUUAAUAAUCAAAUUCCGGAAUUACCAGAACUUCCAAUUCCUGCAAUGAGUGUUUCUGAAAAUACGAAUGAAGAUGCCCUACUGUUAACUAUUACAGCAGACGAUAAAGAUGAUCCAAAUACUGUUAACACAAAAGUUUUUUACGAAAUAAAAGAAAUAAUUCAAAUAAGUAAUCAUACAGUAACACCUCAAGAAAAUUGGCCUGUUUUAUUUAAGGUGAAAACAGUGAAUCAAAAAAAUGCCGAAAUAAGGACGAAUUGUCACUUAAAAGGUUACUAUGGAGUUUGGGGAGUGAAAUUAUACGUUCAAGAUUUAGGUGUUGAUCCUGGUCCUUUGAAUGAUACGAAAAUUUAUAAUAUUCAAAUAAAUGAUUACAAUUAUCAUGAUCCAGUGAUAAUUUAUCCUUCAGCGAAUAAAGCUAUUCGUCUAAGUCAGAUUCAAGAAAUAAAUUCGGAAUUAAAAACAUAUGACGGUGAAUUAUUGGAGAGUUUUACAGCUACCGAUGAAGAUUUUGGUGAAAGUGGUAAAGUGACUUUUUCCCUUUCGGGCAAUGAUGCUAAAAAUUUCCGGAUAAUUCCUCUUGAAAAUAAUCAGGCACAGUUACAACUUAUAACAAUUCCUGAUGUUAGCAAACAAAGGGUUUUCAAUCCAUUGGUCACUGUCACCGAUCAUGGACAGCCAAAGCAGAGAAGUAAAACUCAAACACAAAAAAUUAUUUUCGUUUCGACUAAUGGACCAGAAUUUGAACAGAAUACAUUUACAACUUGGUUUCAUGAGAAUACGACAGGCUUGAGUAAUUUUACAAUUAUUCCAGAGGCGAAGGAUUUAAUAAACGAAGGCAUCGAAGAAGAAUUGCCAGUGAAUGUUUUCUAUUUCUUAGAAAGUGAUGAAGGUGACAUGUCGUUUUUCUCUUUGAAUAAAGAAACGAGAAAUUUGACAUUAAAAAAAGAAUUGGAUCGUGAAGUGCAGGAGACGAUGAUACUUCGUGUGAUUGCAACGACGAAUCCCGAUGGACCAAAUUCAAAUCCUCGUGAGAAGGCAAUUUUGAAAAUUACAGUUAAUGUUGUCGAUGUAAAUGACAAUUCUCCAAUUUUCGUAAGUAAGACCUACUUUGGUGGAGUGGCUCUAGAAGAUGCCGUUGGAAAAGUAAUUUUAACAGUUAAUGCAACUGAUGCCGACUUCAAUGACACUUUAUCGUACAAAAUAAGGGAAAACAGUCUUUCAAUGUCAGACUCGUCCCUCGAAGGAAUUUCCGUACCAUUUCUUCUUAAAAUUUCCACCGGCGAAUUAUCAUUGGGCUUUAAACCCACGUCUUAUAUGACCGGUUAUUUCAGUAUGGACAUUCUUGUUAACGAUGAAGUUUCACAUGAAGAUUCAUCGCACGUGAAAAUUUACAUGAUUGCCAAGGACAAUCGAGUGGUAUUCACGUUUAGAAAUAAAUUAACAGUAUUGAACGAAUUAAAAUCGUAUAUAAUUAAGACAUUUAGUGAAAUUUUCGGUUACAUUUGUAACAUUGAUUACAUAGAGAAAAGUAUUACCGGUAGGGAUGUUUCAGAGGAUGUUACUUUAAUCACAACUCAUUUUAUAAAUGCCGAAACUAAUUUACCAGUUAGCGCAGACAAAAUAAUUUUAAAAGUGAAUAAUGUGGAAACAAUAAGCAAUCUUAGCAAUCAAUUAAAAGACAAAAAAUUAUUACUUGUUGAUGUGCCAACAUCCACGCAGUCAAAAAAUGACGAAGACAAUCACGACAUUGUUCAAUGGAUUCUUCUCUUUUUGACAACAUUUUUCUUUAUUGUGUCAAUUUCAUUACUGAUCGCAUACAUCGUCAGAGUCCGAGGCUUAACGGAAAAAUUGGAUAAAUUAGCGAUCACUAAUUAUGAUUCCCCUGAUCCUACGAUUGAAAAAAUUGCAGUUAUGCCGAAUGCGAAUAAAUUUGCCCUCGAAGGUUCGAAUCCAAUGUGGAAAACUGAAAAUCUCAAUGAAAUGGAAGAUAAUAUAAGUCACGGAAGUGGAGAUUCUGACUUAAUUGGAGUCGAAGAUAAUCCCGAUUUUGAUUAUGAAUCAAAACGAAAAAAUGAAAAUAUGGAAAAAAAACUCAAUCCUCUUGUGCUUCCUAAUUUUUCAACAAAUUUUUCUUAUGAAAAAUCAACACAAAAGGGAAAAUCAAUUAGUGAUGAAUAUACCUGUUAAUAUAGUGUCUCAAUUUUAAUAAUUUAAUAAAAUUAAUAAUUUAUAACUUUUGCUAAUUAACUAAUAAAAUAAAUUCUUACUGGUCGUA